AUGAUUCCAGAACUAGAAUUGGGGAAUCGCUAUCCAGAAGUCACGGCAUGUGUUGAAUCAUGUGGAGGACCUGGAUGCGACUGUUUCUACUGGAGUUCAGGAUGCCUUUUUUAUCGCAUCUAUUUGACGCCGAACGCUCCAGAAAUAUAUGAAGUGUUUCGCUGCAGCAGUUGGGCUGAAGCUGCAAAAGUAAAAUUCACUCAUACGGACGCGUUACGAGGUACAACAGAAUCAUUGGUAGCUCUGAUGCAACCAAAUGUACCAGUAAGAAGGAAUUCAUUCGCGUUCACUCUAAGUUCCUUAAUGAUACCACCUAUACCUUUGCUUAACACUCCUUUCAUCACAGAUGGGGUGAACACCGCACUAUGGGAGCCUAAUUUCACUCCUGCGCUACAUUGUCCUACUGCGAAAGCAGCAGAAGAACUUCAGUGCGAUGUAUUUGAGGACUGCACAUGUUAUCCUGUAGAGACAAAGGCUAAUUGCAAAUGCAAGAGCUUGGAUAUCACAGCAAGGUUCCAAAAUCUACAAUACCGACUACCUGUGGUAACGCCUUCACUAUCAUUUCGUCGGAAGUUCGAGUUCAUAUCAGGUGUUCUGUUUCGUGUGGUACAUUGCUAA
Necator americanus (New World hookworm) is the source of this 618-nucleotide messenger RNA. RefSeq lists its product as uncharacterized. Bases 1 to 618 code for a protein of 205 amino acids. The record is from RefSeq and is a predicted model, not a curated record. The transcript has a single exon. Lineage: Eukaryota; Metazoa; Nematoda; Chromadorea; Rhabditida; Ancylostomatidae.